CAAUAAGAAUGUGGUAAUGGAGUGCUAGUCUGCUAGCUAGUUAGCUUUAUUAAUAAACAACAUUCACAUUUCACAGCAAUUGGAAGCACAGAAAGAAUUUUGAUAGAGAGCCAUGGCAGACACUUUUCUUCGCCUGCUAGUAGUUCUAUUGUGUUUUUCUCACCUUAUCUGCAAUAUCAAUGCUGUCCCAAUUUCAAGAAUCAGAAGUCUAGAUCAUCAAUAUCAAGGUCAUCAACUUUCAGAGAACACCCGCUUGGAGAAGUCCAAGGAAAGAUGGGAGGUACAUCCUGUGAUUAGAAGGAUGGCUGUGGAGCUCAACGAUUAUCCAGGGCCUGGGGCUAAUAACCACCACACCCCGAAGCCCGAACCGGGGAAAGGCUGUCCAGAUUGUUAGUUUUCUUAGGUAGUAUAUAUAUGUCACUAUAUUUUGUCUUCCUCGAGAUGCUGAAUUCAAGGGAAUAGUCGGUGUAAGUCUGAACAUCGUACAACGAAAAAAUAUAUAUCAUGUAUUGUUUUUAGAAUAGAUGUAACUUUAUUUUUCUCCUUAUGAUCGUAUAUGUAAGAUGUUACUCAUUUAGUGAUGUAGAAAUUAGGAGAUAUAUAUCAAGAAUUCAUAAGAGAUAUGUGCAGGUUUUGACAGUGAUAUCAGGAUGUAUCAUGUAUGGAAGGUGUAAACAAGAGAUUGGAGUGGGUUUCUGAAUGUGAUACCUGGCCUUCGACUCCAUUCAGAUGAUUUCAGGCCCUAGAAAUUUUAAGUUCUUUUGUUUAUUUGAUACCACAGCCUUGGCGCAGUAACAAAGUUGCUGCGUGUAUAUGACCCUCCCUAGAC
Ilex paraguariensis (yerba mate) is the source of this 829-nucleotide messenger RNA. NCBI's taxonomy places the organism in Eukaryota, Viridiplantae, Streptophyta, Magnoliopsida, Aquifoliales, Aquifoliaceae. The record is from the annotation of a GenBank genome assembly.